AUGUCGGCAGAAGGCGGAGCCAGCGAGUCCAAAUCUGUUGACAGAGCAGACGAAGACGUUGUCAUGCCGGGUGAUGUCCAGCAACGAACGCCUAUGGAAACCAGUUCUUCACGAGAACCCGAACAGGCGUCUCCGCCAAGUCCCGCGAGGCGCGACAGCGACGCCGGCGCCCACUCUAGCGUGACGCCAACGGUGCCGUUGCACGCUGAGGAGCGCACGUCACCUCGACAGGACCAAACUGGUGCAGGAACCGAUGCGACUGCGAUUGCAAGCACGGCACCAAGUCCCGGGGGAGCGAAUGCGUCCGGGUUGCCGGAUCCUCAAGAACUGGAGCUUGCCGCAGCACGCAAGAGAAGACGACAGUGGUUGUACAGCCAGGAGCGCAAUGACCCUGAGGAGGCUUUCCAGCGUGAGCGUCCGUUCUUGCAGCACGUUCCGCUUGCGGCAACGGCGGCUGGCGCAACGGAAUCGGUACCCGAAGCACUCCUGUGCCAGUUACGACGUAAUCCAUACGGAGACUCGCGGGCGUCGGCGUUAGCCUAUACCUUGGGCCUGGGCGGGCGUUUACUCCUUCACUCUACUGCGCUUUAUUGUCGUCGAAUGACAGGAAUGUGGGGCGAAUCCCCAAAGGGUCGAUGUAUUCAGCGAGUCUGCGCUCGCAAAAUCGACGCAGAAACUGGAACAGUUCUCUACUGGUGCGGCAUCCGUGCGAACGAGGACGCGGGAGACUCCACGAACACCGAUUCCGUGACCUGGCGAUGGCUGCGUCGUCGAACGCUCGCGCGACUCGCUCCGGAAAAGUUGCUGGACUUUGACCGUCGACACCCGGAGACACCGCACAUUGCGCGCCUCGAGACACUCAAGCAGCAAGGCAAGGUCCGCUACACGCGGGAGGCGCUCGACCCCUGCCUUGUUCGUUUGCAAAUAGCGCACGGGCGCCUGAAUCUGGAUAUUUAUGCGAGCCAUGUCGAAAUUACGCUACCGGACACGCACUUGCGUCCAUACCGUCCGACGUUACAUCUGGCGGGCAAAGUUUGCGCGCUGCCGUCAACAGACUCGAGCGCUUUAUCGUCUUUGAUGACGGAACCAGCGUCCCGAUUCUACGCUCGAUUGCGACACUCGCUUGCAAAGUCGCUUGGAAACGGGGCAGAUGACUCGCACCCGUAG
This is a messenger RNA of Cyanidioschyzon merolae strain 10D, 1167 nucleotides long. RefSeq lists its product as hypothetical. The transcript has a single exon. The record is from RefSeq and is a predicted model, not a curated record. Bases 1 to 1167 code for a protein of 388 amino acids. NCBI's taxonomy places the organism in Eukaryota, Rhodophyta, Bangiophyceae, Cyanidiales, Cyanidiaceae.